AUGUUCUCUUGGAGGAAAAAGUCCGCGCCGGUAUCGGCGCCGGUCAUAGCGUACCCUCCAAAUCUUCCUGCUCCGCCUCCGAUCCUGCGCAGCCCAGCUAAUCCGACUCGGUCUACGUCCCCGUCGCGCAUCCGCUUCACCUCAGAGCCGGCUACACCGUUAUCCCAUGCUUCGCCAUCUGUGACUCCAACUCGUCAGGAGCCCUUGCCACGCCGAAUGGCUCCGCCCAUGUUGGUCGUUUCUGAUCACGACGGUAGUGGCGAUGCUGUGAGGCCGCUUGAUGUGAGCCUGUCGUCUCCUACUGCCAAAUCUGGCGGCAGGCGGUCUUCUCGCCCUCCUUCGCCGACAACAUCUUCCUUUGGAUCCAGGUCAUUCCAGGUCUCACCCCCUACAUCUUCCACAGAAAUCUCUCCGUUGUCGAACCCUCAGCUUCCCUCCAACCAUGUCACUACCCCUCCAAGCGCCUAUGUUUCUACCAUGCAGCAGCGUGCUCCGCCCCCGCCCUCCCCUUACAGACCAACGGCUGAUCGAGGAAGGCAGUCCCAGGAUCUGCCGGCGAGAAUCAUCAACGAUGCCCCGGAGCUCGUACCGAGACCUGUGAGGCACUCGUCUUUGUUCGCGUCUGGAAUGAGAAUGAACAACUUUGGUCUCUCGCUCGAUGUAUCGCACGCAACGCUCGAGUCUGGGGCACUGCCCCAGUUGAAUAUUAUCCCAGCCACUCCUCAAGAUCUAUCAGACGGAUUCGAAUCGAUUCAGCUCGACAACGGACAGGACCGAUCCUGCAGCGGUGCCGUGGUGGGACUGGAGCAAGCUCCGAUCCUUCACAGUAAUCCUUCUGAGGCCGCAGCCGAGGCGACUGGGUCGCCCACGAUUGACGUCGACUUGCAAUUCACUCCAUUUGCACCGCUGGCCGUUUUGCCAUCGAGUGAAAGCACUGUCACGAUUACGCUCCCGCCUCAGAACCAGACGCCUGUGCAACCUUUGGAAUCAUUUCCUUCACUUCCGUCUCUUGUCUCCUCUUGUUCGGCACGAUCGUCGUACGAGUCAAUGCCGACGGCUCAAUCGACCAGUGGCAUAUCAUCGUCCUCUUCCGCAUCGUCCCUGAUGUCAUUCCCCGAUGUUGAGGCGGCGUUGGGUUCAAUGCUGGCUUCACUGGAUUCGGAUGUUCUAGACAUGGGGAUGACUGCGGAAUCCUCAUCCAGGCAGACCGACAAAAAACCGCUCAAUCCCGGUUUAGGCCUCGGACUGGAUUUUCCGGAACCCCCUUCGAUCACCGCCCCACUGGCACAUCGCCGUCGAGCUCCACUUCCCCCUCUGGAUCUCCAAGAUGGUUCUAGCAAGCUGCCAUACUACAAAGUGAACCAUAGGGUGGCUUUUUACAAGACGGCGAAAGCAGCACCCAACACGCCUAGCUCUGGCAUCUUCGUCGACGACUCAUUAUCUGCCAGCUCGCUGUCAUCACUGCAGUCCGCCGGCUCGAACUCAGCCUCCUCGAGUAGACAAGCCGUGUAUCGGAGCACAGAGAGUUGGCGUCCCGCGGAGGAGGAGCCGACUUCUGCCUCUUCAUGCUUUGGUCUAGGCCUAGAUGGCUUGGACCAUGUUCUCUCCGAGUCAUCGUUCGCGAGAAGACGGUCCGCGUCAGCACCUAUCGGUAAGACGCAGCGUGACAGUGUGUCCUUGGCGUCCGAGGCAAGCGACGAGGACUUGCACACCGCGAGCAUCGUUUCCGUUGGUCCGAUGGUCAGUAUCGGAGUGGGGGAAGCACGAGUCUUUGACACUCGAGAGGAUAUAAUCAGCAUGGUCACCGAGGUUGGGUUGGCACUCUGA
Messenger RNA from Kockovaella imperatae, 1827 nucleotides. RefSeq lists its product as hypothetical. The record is from RefSeq and is a predicted model, not a curated record. Lineage: Eukaryota; Fungi; Basidiomycota; Tremellomycetes; Tremellales; Cuniculitremaceae. The transcript has a single exon. The coding region runs from base 1 to 1827 and encodes 608 amino acids.